This is a messenger RNA of Hemibagrus wyckioides, 1607 nucleotides long. It is a transcript of the gene rab34a, whose product is annotated as RAB34, member RAS oncogene family a. Gene Ontology annotation, biological process: phagosome-lysosome fusion; endocytosis. Lineage: Eukaryota; Metazoa; Chordata; Actinopteri; Siluriformes; Bagridae. Gene Ontology annotation, molecular function: GTPase activity; GTP binding. Bases 239 to 1018 code for a protein of 259 amino acids. The transcript has 11 exons. The record is from RefSeq and is a predicted model, not a curated record.
UGCUGAUUUUUUUCUUUUUCUUUUGGGAAGACAGAAGGAUGGUCGGGAAAAGACGCUAGGAAUGAAUCUUCAUGCCUUAAUCGGAUACUUCCGUAGCCUCACCAAACGUUCUCGUGUUAACGGAGCGACCAAACACACGGACUAACCAGGACUAAAGUGAAUUAAAACACAACUGUUUCCGACAGCGACGCUUUUAUAAAGAGCAAGAGAAAUCACAUCUGUGCUGAGGGUUUCCAUCAUGAGUGUCCUGCCUCCUGUGCGCAACGACCGCAUCAUUAGCCAGCUUCCUAAGUGUUUCAGUAAAGGGGCUGCAUUACACACAGAAAAUGGAUUUAAUACCAAAGUGAAGACUGCUUGUCAGGAGCAGAGAACUGGCACAGUGGGGUUUAAAAUCUCCAAAGUUAUUGUAGUGGGAGACUUGGCUGUAGGAAAGACAUGUCUGAUUAAUCGAUUUUGCAAAGAUGUCUUUGACAAGAAUUACAAAGCUACCAUUGGUGUAGACUUUGAGAUGGAGAGGUUCGAGGUGCUUGGAGUUCCGUUCAGUCUCCAGCUGUGGGACACUGCAGGGCAGGAAAGGUUCAAAUGCAUCGCUUCCACCUACUACAGAGGGGCUCAGGCUGUAAUAAUUGUUUUUGAUUUGACUGAUGUGGCCUCGCUACAACAUACCAGGCAAUGGCUGGAGGAUGCUAUGAAAGAGAAUGACCCCACCAGUGUGUUACUCUUCUUGGUAGGCACAAAGAAAGAUCUGUCUUCCUCGGCACAGUAUUCGCUUAUUGAACAGGACGCCAUUAAAGUGGCCCAGGAGAUGAAGGCGGAGUACUGGGCUGUGUCUGCUUUGUCUGGGGAAAACGUGAGGGAGUUUUUCUUCCGUGUGGCAUCACUAACGUUUGAGGCCAGUGUGUUGGCAGAGCUGGAGAAAAGCAGCUCCAGGUCCAUUGGGGAUGUUGUCAAAAUCAGCAACACCACGAGUAACUUGUAUGCAACCUCUAAAAAGAAACAGCCGAGCUGCUGUCAGUAACGGGACUGAAAACCUGAGGAAUUUGCACUGAAUUAAAUGAUGGUACCAAAGCAGACAUUAUAGGUACAGGUGAACAAGGGAGACUCUAAAGUGUUAAAAAAGUUUAUUGAGGUUAUGUGGUUGGGACAGGAUGGAGUUAUUAUUCCUAGGUAGUAUUUUUUUUUCUCUUUUUCAUUUUUGUGCUUUUUUUUCUAUGCAAAAGAAUUCAUUUCUUUGUUCGAUGUUUCUGAAUGAUUAUCAUUAUGGCAUCGAUAUAAGCCUCAGUUAAUUUAUGAAUUCUUUAGUUUACAUGAAACAGUUUAAGAUCAUGCUGUAUUGCACAAUUAAGAAACUUAAUGUAUUUUUAAUAUUGAACAUAGUUGCAAUUAAAAAAAAAAAAGAUAGUAUUAACUACACUAACGGAAACCUUUAUACACGUUUAUACAGGAGAUUUGUACUGGUUUACACAGUAAUGUGCUGAACAAUAUCUAGGCUGUGUUUUUUUGUGCUAGCAUUAGACAAGCUCUUGUUUUUAUCUGUUAUACAUGUUCUUGUUUGAAUAUUGUGUACUAUGUUUUCAGAUUAGUUUUAAUUAAAAUCUGCUAAAGUA